UUUUAUAAAAACGGCUUAUAAGACUAAGUGGUUUGUAGUCUUUUGUUGUUGCUGAAUCCAUAGAUAUAAGUUUAAGAAAAGACAUAUUCAAUCUUCAGUCAAGCUUCUUUUUAUUGUAAAAUUCGUUAAUAGCUGCCAUUACCUCCACUUUCAAAAAACUCCAACAAGCUCCAUAAAAUUCAAUGAUAUAUCCAUCGGGGCCAGGUGCUUUAUUAGUACCACAUCUCUUCAUAGCCAACAUCACCUCUUUUUCAUCAAAAACUCUUUACAACCAAUUUCUUUGAGUGUCAUCCAAAGAAUAAAGCCCAUGUUAUCAAAUAAAGGAUUUACUGAAUUAGUGGCAGUAAAAAGAUUGGUAUAAUAAUCAUUUAUCUCCUCCCUAAUGGAUUCUUGAUUAAAAACAUCCAUACCAUUUAUCUCCAGAUUUGUUAUAUAGUUUCUUCUUCUCUUUGCAUUAGCAAUCAUUUAGAAGUAAUGUGUAUUCUUAUCCCCCUCUUUAAAACCUUUGACUUUGGCUCUCUGAAAUGUCAUUCUUGCUCUUGUUAGCUAAAAACUAUCGAGUUUAACUAACAAAUUAGCUCUCCUGUAAUUUCCCUCUUGACAAAGCUGCAUUCUCCUCAGCUGAGUUCAAGGUUUUUAUUUUUCGCUCAUCCUCUCUCCAAAACAGCUCUCCAAAAUAAUCGUUAAAAGCAUAAUGAUUUAAAGUGAACUCAUCUGGAAAUUUAAAGUGAAUUCUUUUCCUUUUCUUUUUGUUUUGAAUUGGAAUUCUUUUCCUUUUAUUUUUGUUUUGAAUUGGGCCUCACUGCCUUUUCCCUAACCUCACUAACUAUAUCACAAAAUAUAAUAACGGCGCCCCAAGAACUCUCCCUCUUAUUGUCGUUUGGAGUCUCUGGAUUGCUGGGAACAGAAGCAAUUCUUGGGAUAAUCCCAAGGAUCAAAUAUGGAAGAUUACAUGCCGUUAGUUAGGCAAGACAGCUGUCCCGACCAUAUCGAUAAGCACAGAGGGUUCACGAGAGUCUGGGUACAGACGAUCCGGACCCAACCAUUCCUGUUUCCAUAUCGACUACAAGCCUAACUAUAAAUAGGGAACAAGGGUUGUUCUUCUGAAGACACAAAAUCGUGAGAAACCGCCGAUCAGAACAGUUUCCCAAAACUAAUACGAAGAAGAAGAAGAAGAAAGAAAGAAGAAGAAGAAGAAGAAGAAGAAGAAGAAGAAGAAGAACGACCAUGUUUGGUGAAUUUGAUCCGAAAUACAGUAAAUACUCGGAUGCUCAUAGGGAUUUGAUGGAAAAAGUUCUGGACAAUUGGAAACUUCGGGACGAGGAAGAAAAAUUCAAGGUGCUUCAUGAUUACCUGAGCGAUGUACACAUCAAUUCUUAUUUUUAUGAAUCCACUGAAGAUUUGCUCACCGAAUUAAGGAUCCUAAAAAGAAUUAAUUGUAUUCUCGGUGCUGAUCACCGUGAAUUACUGGCCACUUAUCGCAGUGGCGACAUUGAAUUUUAUAAGGUCCAAAAAGAAUUUUUCAAGGUGAAAACCAUAAUGUUGGAUUUUUUAAAAUCACAAAUGAAAAAUGCCACAAUAUCGGAAUUUUUAAGGUCUCUUGCUGAAUUUCCGGAGGAGGAGUUUUCAUCUUCACAAAUAAAAGAUGCUACAAUGUUGGAUUUUUUAAAGUCCCUUGUCCAUCUUGAUCUUCCAGAAGAACGUAAAAACUGGCUGCUGCAGAAUUAGUGGGAAAUGACAUCACCAGUGCCUGUGAGGAAAGCAAAACGUCGGAAAACGUUUUCGCCGAGAAAUUACAGCGUCUGGGAGUGGAGAUCCGAGAAGACAAUUUAACAAAUGACGGAGAUCCAUGUACCGAUAUGGAUUCACUCAAAAAACGCUUAAAGGUUAUGGAGAAUGAAGUCAGGGAGAAGUCUGAUAAUUUACGACAAAUGUAUGAUUGUCCAAUUCAUGCUUGUGUGAGAUAUGAACACUUCGUAAAAAGUUUUAUUCAGCAGUUGGAUAUGCAUGUUACGGCUAUGUCAAGAUGAAAAUUGAAUUGGAUUUAUGAGUCUAAACUACGUCAUUAUCUCAAAAUAGUUUUUUUUAAUUUUUAAAUGCAAAUGCCAUCUCAAGAACAAGAUGAAAAUUGAAUUGGAUUUAUGAGUUUAGUCUAUGUCAUUAUCUCAAAAUAGUGUUUCUGAUGAGGAUAAAACUACAGGCCAGAAGAACAAUAUCACAAUUACUAUUAAUAAAGGAAGGUUGUUGAAGGAGGAAAUUGAGAAGAUGGUGCAAGAGGCAGAAAAGUACAAGACGGAGGAUGAACAACACAAGCAGAAAGAAAGUCGAGCCGAAGAAUGCUUUGAAAACUAUGCUUACAAUAUGAGGAAUACAAUAAGGACGAGAAGGUUGCUGGGAAGUUAGCACCAGCUGACAAGAAGAAAAUCCAGGAUGCUAUUGAAUCUGCCACUCAGUGGCUUGAUGCCAACGAGCUAGCAGAGGCGGAUGAAUCUGAUGUCAGGAUGAAAGAGCUGGAGAGUGUUUGCAACCAAAUUACUGCUAAGAUGCACCAAGAUAGUGCUGGACCUGACAUGGGUGGUUUUGGUGGGAUAUGACCGACUGCUUGGAGGUCUGAUGGAGGGGAUUCAUUUUAUUUAGGUCACUUUAAUUUAAUAUUUAAGUUUGAUUUUUCUCUAAGAAAAUGAUGGUACUGAUUGAACUUUAUAGAUAUGCUUAAUGGAAAUAUUUCAGUUUUAGUUUGUUGAAUUUUUCAA
Molecule: messenger RNA, 2753 nt
Organism: Papaver somniferum (opium poppy)
Lineage: Eukaryota; Viridiplantae; Streptophyta; Magnoliopsida; Ranunculales; Papaveraceae
Exons: 5
Coding region: 1228-1728 (166 amino acids)
Source: RefSeq, a predicted model, not a curated record